Zeugodacus cucurbitae (melon fly) is the source of this 2229-nucleotide messenger RNA. RefSeq names its product solute carrier family 35 member F5. The record is from RefSeq and is a predicted model, not a curated record. Gene Ontology annotation, cellular component: membrane. Gene Ontology annotation, biological process: regulation of peptide transport. The transcript has 10 exons. Bases 857 to 2170 code for a protein of 437 amino acids. Lineage: Eukaryota; Metazoa; Arthropoda; Insecta; Diptera; Tephritidae.
AUACGCCAAGAAACGUGAAACGUAAUGCUCAUUUGCAUACAAUUAGAGGCGUAGCUCUGCAAGUGCAAUAACUUGCCGUCUGCUGUGUUUACUCGGUGGAAAAAAUCUACUAUUACAACGUCUAAUAAGCAAAACAAGUUAUUGGUGUUUAUUUUAAUAUGCGUAUGCUCAAAUUUUUUAAAAAUAAACAAGAAUAUGAUAUAAUUUCGGUAAACAGUAAUAAAAGGUUUGAAUGAUCUAUUUAAAUUAAUACCAUUGGCAAGAAAGUUGUACUCAAAUGAAAUUGACCGCUAACAACAACAAAUUGCACUUCAUUUACAAUGUGUUGCGGCGCAGCAUUUGGCGCCAACCGAGCUGCUUAUUUAUGUCAAUGAAUUAAAGCAUAGGAUAAAGUGUUGCAACUAAAAGCUACAGGCAAUGAAAAGGAAACGCCACGAGCCGAAUUCAAAAAUGAAGCUAAAACACUGGCAUUUAAAUGUAACUGGUUAACCAAAAACACAAAGAGAGAACUUAAAUAAGUCACGAAUUCGAAAGAAACAGAAUUGCUCGAAACAUAGAAUAAUUAAAAACAAUAAACAAAGACAAAAUAAGGAGCAGCGCGCUAAAUUCGCUAAACCACCAAAAACUACAACAAACCAAUACAAAAUAAACGAAAGUGUACGUAUACGCCGCCAUCUGCUAACAACAUCUAGAGCGUAGACGGGCGCACAGGAGACGGAUACUGUGAGUGCAGACAAAUUUGGGUCAAAAGUUGAGUGAGCGUGACGUCGUCACUCGCUAAGCGUCGGCUAAACGACGCCGCAACGACACCGACACCAACACAAACGACGACGUCUACCACCGUAUAACAAGGAAAAUGUUAAGCAAAACACAAAAGCUCAUACUUGGCAUCGUAAUAUUGUUGCUGGUCGAUGUGAUUUGGGUAACAUCCAGUGAACUAACUAAGUUUCUCUAUGAAAAUGAAAAAUUCGAUAAGCCGUUCUUUUGCACCUACUUUAAGACUUCAAUGUUUGCAAUCUAUUUGGUUGUAAUUGGUUUGGUAACACCCUGGCGUGAGUCUUGUGAACGACAAAAUGGUAGCUACUCGGUUAUGGAUCAAGUGGCUGACGACGAGAACUAUUACUCAACCAAUCCAUCACUGAGUGACCCCACAUUCAUACCGAUACGUUCGAGUGGUGCCAUCUCUGGCACCGAGAGCGAUGAUUCCAGCAUACGCAGUGUGCGUUUUAGCAAACUGGCUGAGGUGCGUGAAAUGUCCGCACACGAGGCAACGGAGGCGUUAAUGGCGCGUCUCUCCUAUGCGGCAAGCAUACGCAUACAUAGACAAAAAUCACAUCACAAGACCGCAAAGACAGCAUUACUCUUCUGUGUGCUGUGGUUUGUCGCAAACUAUUUUUUCCAACUUUCGCUAGAGCUUGGUGAAACCGCUAUGGUCACUUUGUUAAGCUCUUCAUCCUCUUUAUUUAUACUUGUGCUAGCGGCGUUUUUUCCCUCUGCUGUCGGUGACAAAUUUACAAUAACCAAAAUUAUUGCAGUGGCGCUAAAUAUUGGUGGAAUUGUCACUGUCACCAUUACCGACAUACACGAUGCAAGGUUUUCACGCGGUGCACUCUUAGCACUUUUUAGUGCUUUCUUCUAUGCCGCUUAUUUGGUUUUUGUGAAACGAAAAAGCGACACUGAGGAAAAAGUUGACAUUCCACUAUUUUUUGGUUUUGUUGGUCUUUGGAAUCUACUACUCAUGUGGCCAAUAUUCUUCAUAUUGCAUUUUUUAAAGAUUGAGCAAUUUGAACUACCAAAUCAAAAUCAAUUUGCUAUACUAUUUUUAAAUGGUUUAGUUGGUACUGUGAUCUCAGAAGCGCUUUGGUUAUGGGGCUGCUUCCUCACCUCUUCAUUAAUUGGCACUAUUGCCAUGUCGCUACAAAUACCACUCUCCAUUGUGUUUGAUGUCGUUUUGAAGCGAAAACCAUAUUCACCUAUGUUUUAUAUGGGUUCGAUACCAAUAUUUUUGGCGCUAAUGUUGGUGGCAUUGUUAAUGCGCAAUGACGACUCAGAUCCUUUAAUGAGGCUAUUUAAGGCGAUUUAUAGGAAAUUGUGUCGCUGUCGCAAGCCAAAUAUUGUCAGGAUUAACGAUGAAGAGCAGCAGGAAUCGCUAAUUGGCAGCAAUGACUGAAUUAUCUUCCAGUAAUUAUGCUCACACUAUAAAUAAGUGAAUAUGUAUAUGCAUAUAUA